UUAGCCGUGGACGAUGCGGUCACUGUGCGUCGGCGCUCCGACUGGAACCCAUUUUCGGUCGAGAUGCCCUAAAUCCGACCUCUCUAGAAAUCUCUUUCUUCGUUCUCCCCCUUUCCAGAACGAGGGCGAAACAAUCCGAGCACAGAUCAAAACCAACACCUCCCACUGAUCUCCCACCCAUUUGAACCGAAUCAGAUCGAACCCAGAGUUCGCGAGAACUGAUCGAGAAGGUAUCCUCGAAUCGAGACCAUCCGGUAAAGGCGCGCGCGGCGAUGUUCUUCUUCUUCGCGGGCGGCGUGGAGCAGGGGGCGGGGCGGGUGCUCAAGGAGGCGGCGGGGCGGUGCCUGCGCUGCGGCGGCGCGGCGGACCUGGUGGAGACCGAGAAGGUGCUGAAGCUCUUCUUCGUCCCGGCGUGGCGGUGGAAGGGCAAGGACCCCGCCUACCUCUGCCGCGAGUGCGGCCUCCUCGCGCCGGGAUCCCUCGGCGGCGGUGGCGGCGAGCCGGGCGCGCUCCUCCCCCGCGCGGACCGGUGCGGCGCCUGCAGCCGCGCCGUCGACCCGCAGUUCCGGUUCUGCCCCUUCUGCGGCUCCGCGCUGUGAUAUGCGUGGCCGGCGACCUGCCUCCCAGAGGUGAUGCUUCUUUUUUAGACAAGACAUAGUGCUAGAAUUGUACAGGUUGUGUGGAAUUUAUGUUUGUCGUGUGCUCGAUGUAAUAUGCAAUAAGAUGGAUGGAAACCAAAUAAAGCAGGAGUUGAUCAA
Molecule: messenger RNA, 758 nt
Organism: Lolium perenne
Lineage: Eukaryota; Viridiplantae; Streptophyta; Magnoliopsida; Poales; Poaceae
Source: RefSeq, a predicted model, not a curated record